AUGCCUCAAGGGACCCCGGCUGUGGGUGCUGUCAUGGAACAACCCAUCGACGGGCACUCGGAAUGUGGCAGCAUGCGGAUCAGUGAGUCCGAGCUUCGGUAUGUUGGUGGUGAUCAUUGGGCGGCUAUUCUCGAUGGGAUCGCGGAUUUAAAGGACCACUUUGAUCGUGACGAGCAACUCCGACUAGCCAAUACCCCAGAUCGGCUCGCAGAUGAGCCAGGGCAUGACCUUUCUCGACCCAGGUCCGGGUAUGCGCUACUCCUAUAUGGGUGCCGCAGGACGGCAUCUCGCGGCGAUAUUUUGGCUGCUUUGCCCCCGAAGGCUGCUGUUGAUCGCUACAUAUCUCGCUAUUUUAACUAUCUAGAUCUCGUUUCCUCUUCAGUCGUUCAUGGCCUAAGCUUUUUAAGAGAGUAUGAGGCAUUUUGGACGGAUCCAUCCAGCGUGCCAAUCAUGUGGGUUGGUCUUCUUUUCAGCAUGAUCUGUCUUGCUUGCUUGACUGCGGAUGCAAUAGAUACCGAAGUCGAACAUCUGUCACUUCAGAUUGAGCUUUAUCGAGAGAAGAUCGUCCAGUGCCUAGUGCUGGGCGAGUAUACUAGAGCGGGACCGUACGUCUUGCAAACGGUCAUUAACUACGUCUAUGUUGAGUUUUGUCUCCGUGCCGACGCGGAUCAAGAUACCUGGUAUCUGCUGGCGUUGGAAGUAAACCUUGCCAUGCGGAUGGGCUACCAUCGCGAUCCCAGUCAUUUCCCGGGCAUUUCCCCCUUCCAGGGAGAGAUGCGUCGCCGACUGUGGGCGACAGUCUUGAUGGGCGAUAUACUUGUGUCAAACCAAAUGGGCAUGCCACGCAUGAUCUCCGAUUUAAAAUGUGACACAGUGGAACCGCGGAAUUUGAACGACACGGAUUUUGACGAACAGUCGACCGAACUUCCUCCGUCGCGUCCCUUGACUGAAAAUACCAAUUCCUUAGGUCUGAUCGCACGAAGACGCAUCCUGGCAGCGCUGGGAACAGUGGUCGAUCUCGCAGAUGCGGUUGAACCAUGUAGUUAUACAGAAGUGAUGCGCGUCGACGGCAUAUUCCAAGAAGCAGCAGCCAGUAUUCCGCCCCCCUUGCAGAUGAAGUCCAUGGCUACGAGUGUGACGGAUACUCCGCAGAUUAUCAUGUCGCGUUUAUUCUUAGGUCAUAUGGUCUACAAGGGGCUGAUUUUGCUUCAUCGCCGAUUUCUAUAUACAACUUCGGCCAAUACACAUUAUGAUUCAAUGAGCUACUCGCAGAAAGCCUGCUUGGAUGCUUCGCUAGGUAUGCUGAAUAUCCAACAUGUGCUUGAUGAGGAAACAUGUCCAGGUGGGCAGCUUUAUACCAUGAGAUUUCGAGUGACGUCCAUCAUGAACCAUCAGUUCCUCACGGCUACUAUGGUACUCAGUUCCAUGCUCCAUCGUGGGAAGACACUACAGCGAGAACAAGAUAUACGGGCGGCCCUUCAGCUUUCCAGGUCCAUUUGGAUGCGAAGAAGUCCCACUUCCAAAGAGGCAACGAAAGCGGCUGAAAUUGUUAGUUUCGUUCUCGCCAAGGCCGGCGAUGGUCGCAACCCUAGCCUCACGACUAACCAAGAGAUGUCUCACGAUGUGCAAGACAAUGUUCAAACAAACGCAUCUCAGGGAAAUGGCGCCAAAGGCACAGGUCAAAAUCUGGACGAAGGACUGCUGUUCCCCGACAACAUGAAUUUAUUUGAUCCCGACCCUUUUGUCAUGACUGGUUCCCUCGGGAUGUUUACAUCGCCCGGCCAGCAAGAUCAAUACUUCGGGGCAAAUUUCAAUGGGAUCGACAGGCCACCUGACGAGUGGAUGGUGAUGGAUUUGCCUAGUCCAGCAUGA
Messenger RNA from Penicillium hordei, 1872 nucleotides. RefSeq names its product fungal specific transcription factor domain-containing protein. Lineage: Eukaryota; Fungi; Ascomycota; Eurotiomycetes; Eurotiales; Aspergillaceae. Gene Ontology annotation, biological process: DNA-templated transcription. The transcript is spliced from 4 exons. Bases 1 to 1872 code for a protein of 623 amino acids. Gene Ontology annotation, cellular component: nucleus. Gene Ontology annotation, molecular function: DNA binding; zinc ion binding. The record is from RefSeq and is a predicted model, not a curated record.